Molecule: messenger RNA, 2461 nt
Organism: Phoenix dactylifera (date palm)
Lineage: Eukaryota; Viridiplantae; Streptophyta; Magnoliopsida; Arecales; Arecaceae
Product: serine/threonine-protein kinase PEPKR2-like
Biological process (GO): protein phosphorylation
Molecular function (GO): ATP binding; protein kinase activity
Source: RefSeq, a predicted model, not a curated record
AGAAAUCCAAGCGAAGCGUACCCCUUUUCCCGGGAUAUUUUCCGCUGAUCCCCGGUUGCUCCGUGGCAAACUUGUUCCCCUCGCCUUGGCACAACCCGUCGCAUCAACCAGAUUCCCACCCCCUAUUCCGACGGCCGUGAUCGUGCCGUUCGAGUUGGUUAAGCCGGGCCUCUGGCCCAUCGGAAGCGACAGGCCCCGGUUGCGUGGGUCCUACGCCGAAGAGACCAACGGAAAGCCGGCCGGCGGGUGUCGGUUCUUUCUUGCUCGUUGCACCUCUCGCGCUCCUCUCAGCCUGCGGGGUCUCACUCCACCAGAUGACGGUAAGCUCACCGACUCCGUCUCCCGAGCGUUGCCACCGCUCCCUUCUUCCCCUCCGUUGAGAUUCUAGGGAUUCCCCUCUCUCCGAUCUCCGUAGCCGGCUCCGCCGUCGAUAUUCUCUGACGGGAGGCGGCGUCCCUUAUUCCCUUGCCGGAGCACGUCGAUUUCCGGCUCCGAUGCGCCGGAAGAAAGAGAACAAGCGGCCUCUGGGUCCGAUCCUGCGAGCUCGCCCUUAUCAAGAACCGGUUUGAUUCAUAUAACCCCUCGGAUCUCGUUGGUAUAGAACUGUAGAUAGGAUCGUAGGAGUAGGUUUCUUUGAACGGGGAUGGAGUCGUUCAGGAGGAAGAGGAAGGGGAUCAAAUCUUCGCCUACUGUUGGAUCGCACCCGUCCGAUGGCGGCGAUCAUGGUCGCCGGAGCAAGAAGUGCAGGGAGCUGAAGGUUCGGCCGGAAAAGAUGGGAUCUUGCAAUGGCGGCGGCGGCGGCGGCGCCGUGGUCGUGAUGACGGCGCCGCCAUCCGGGAGGUCGUCGCCGGAUACGCCCGGGCGAGGCCACAAAAGAAAGCUGGGUUGCAUUGAGUCGGCUACUCAGAUUCGCCGGAAGAAGAAGCUGGAGCGGGAGUAUGUGCUUGGCGGGGAGAUCGGGCAGGGGAAGUUUGGGUCGGUGAGGGUGUGCCGGAGCAAGGCCAGCGGCGAGGUGUUUGCCUGCAAGACGCUGCGGAAGAACGGGGAGGAGACGGUGCACCGGGAGGUGGAGAUCAUGCAGCACCUCUCGGGGCACCCGAAUGUCGUGAACCUGAAGGCUGUUUUUGAGGACUCGGACUGCUUCCAUCUGGUGAUGGAGCUGUGCUCAGGGGGUCGGCUUUUGGAUCAGAUGGCCAGGGUGGGGCGUUACUCGGAGCAGAUGGCUGCUAAUAUGCUGAAAGAACUGGUUUUGGUCAUCAAGUAUUGUCAUGAGAUGGGAGUUGUACACCGAGACAUCAAGCCAGAGAACAUUCUUUUCACGACAUCAGGAGGGAUGAAGCUUGCUGACUUUGGGUUGGCAGUGCGGGUUACCAACGGGCAUAUGAAGGCCAAAGGGACCAAUAACGUACAAUCAGGAUUCUGGAAUCUAGUCUGUCCAUCCAUCCAAUCAAUAAACUACUUUGAAGUGGUGGAAAGAGGAGUAGGCAUCAAACAACAUACUACUUUAAUGCAAGCAUGUCAUACAUUGACAACAGGUCAGAGAUUGUCCGGUCUUGCCGGGAGCCCAGCCUAUGUUGCCCCAGAAGUUCUCUCAGGCCAUUACUCAGAGAAAGUGGACAUCUGGGGUGCUGGUGUUCUCCUCCAUGCACUGUUAGUCGGUGUCCUUCCAUUUCAAGGGGACUCAUUGGAAGCUGUCUUCGAGGCUAUAAAGACAGUAGAGCUUGAUUUCCACAGCGGCAUGUGGGAACUGAUAUCCGAACAUGCACGGGAUCUGAUAAGUUGGAUGCUGACUCGUGAUGUUUCCAGAAGGAUGGCUGCUGACGAUGUCCUAAGGCAUCCAUGGAUUAUUUUCCACACGGAAUGCCCAGCCAAGGCUUUACCUAUUGCAUUUAGGGUCGCUAACAAGAGUAGAGUACCCCGGGUUCAGUUGGAAAAGACUUGGGCAGCCAAUUGCUCUUCAUCUCUGGGAAGUUCGAGUCGGGAGUCAGAGGAGCAGGAUGACUGUGGGUUUGUGGAUGCUCUUGCAGCAGCCAUAUCUCGUGUGAGGAUAUCCGAGCCGAAGCGGAGCAGGCUUUGUGGUCCUGCUAGCCCGGUCCAGCAGGAGUGCUCUUCUAACAUGAAGGCUAACCUCUGUACAGCAUUCUGAGUCGCCUGUGUAUAGCAUCUGACUUCCACAAUGCCACAAUUCUACCAAAAAGCUUUGACUUCCACCAGAAUCUCACUCUGUGACACCGCGGUUAUCAGAUUUUGUUUUGCAUGCAAGCGGAUUCAGGUUUUCUUGCUCGAAAGCCCAUAAGCUUUUUAUUCCAGUGUGAUCAUAACCAUGCUGAUCACAUUUCUAAGUUAGUAAUUAGACUGCUUGUAAAUUUCUUGUAAAUAGGACUGACCGUUCUUCUUUGUGAAUUAUUAAUGCAAGAUGACUUCGGUGCCCCCCAAAACGCAAAAAAAAAAGAAAAGAACA